AUGGAUGGCGAAUGGACGGACGCAAGAAGAAGGAGAUGGAAGCAACUAUCGAUGGGUGGAGAUCGCCCGAGAUGGAAUCAUUCCGGUGUCACGUCGAUGUUCGUAUCAAAUCUUCCACCGGAAGUAAAUAUGGAAACCCUGAAAAAUGUGUUUUCUAAACAUGGUGAAGUGGUGGAUGUAUACAUGGCAUUAAAGAAGGAUGUGAACCGAAAAACUUUCUCUUUUGUAAGAUUCAAAAGAGUGGAUGACGAAAUUGAAUUGGAAAGAGCCCUACAAGGAAUAAAGAUUGGCACCAGAAUGCAAGAUGUAAGCAUUGCAAGGGACAACAAAUCAUUUGCUGAAGUUGUGGCUGGUAGUAGUAAGCCUUCUGGUAUUCCAACACUUCCUCCUAAGAUGAAAUUUGUCCCUAUUAAACUAUCUGAUGCCUCCCCACUUUGUGGUUGGGUCAAAUGGUUGAAAAUUGGGGUCAAGUUCAUGAAUGACGAAAGCAUUGAUGCCUUUUUGAAAGGAUGGACGGAAUGGUUUAGCAGAGUUGAUAGUGGUGACAUAGCGACAAUCAAUGCUGAUAGAAUAACAUGGAUAAAAGUUUCGGGCCUCCCUCUGGAACUGUGGUCCGAGGAGAAUUUCAUGACGAUUGCUGAAUCUGUUGGUAAAGUAAUUGCUCCGUGA
Messenger RNA from Lactuca saligna, 669 nucleotides. The record is from the annotation of a GenBank genome assembly. Lineage: Eukaryota; Viridiplantae; Streptophyta; Magnoliopsida; Asterales; Asteraceae.